GUCAAAAAGCUCCAGCACUCGUGGCGCCAUGGCUUCAAAGAGUUCCAACGCUGAAAACGACGCGGCCAAGGUGGCGACGCUCACCGAAGAAGUGCACACGCUUCGCGUCAAGUUGAAAGAUCUUCAGCGCGGGCAGCAGGAGCUGACGGAGCAGCUGGUGCCUAUCGAACGUCUCAAGUCUCAGAUGCGGAAGGAGAAGAAAUUGAAAGAAGAAGCGGAGCAUCAGAUCGAGGUCCUGGAAAUGGAGAAGAGGAAAUUGAACGACGAGGUCAACAGACUGCUGAGAGAUUUGGUGUUUCAGAAAGGUGAGACGAUGAAAUUUGAAAAUCGAAGUUUGGAUCUGGAGAAAUUGGUAGUACAACUGGGUCAGUCUGAGCGAGGGGCGCAAGGUGAACUGCUACGCGCGCAGGAACGCGAACAACUUUCGCGAGUGGAUGCCUUCAACAGCGGCAUUGCCAAGCGAAGCGCGGAGGAAGAAAGGGACGAGGCACUUGCAAGGGCUCAUAGUAAGGAGCAGCAGCUGAAGGCAUUGAAGGCGGAGUGGAGCGUGCUGUGCCAUCACCAUGAGAAACUACAGGAAGAACUUGUGGAAAGAAGAGUCGAGGUGAAUGCUUUGACCAAAGACCAGGUCGUAUUGCGAAAAGAACAUGUGGAAUUACAAGAAAAACAUCAGGCACAAGAGGAAGCCUUGCAGCAAAGCCUUGCCGAAGUGGAAGCGUUGCGUGUGCGCAGUGACAUGCUGGAAACGGAUUUGAAGACUUGCAAACCACCGCCACCAAGCGAGACACUGCCCGACAUGGACAAUGAGCAGCCGCUGGCGCUUGUGAAGGAGUUAGCAGCUGACUGGAGAGAGUCGAUGGAGGUGGUCGACCAGGCGCGAAUCUUCCGCAGCGCCAUGGACCCGGCCUUGGCCAACUACCUGCAACGUGAAAUCAGCUGCUUGAAGUCCCGAAGAGACUAUCCACGCUGUGCUGCUGCGCGGCAGAUGCGAGGCCGAAUCCUAGACGCGUGUCAUGGCCAUGGCCCACUGUUUCGCGAGUGAGGCGGGACGGACGCCGGGAAGCCGGGACGAUGUCCUGGAGAUGUUUGUAAGGGGAAUCAAAAACCAAC
This is a messenger RNA of Cladocopium goreaui, 1110 nucleotides long. The record is from the annotation of a GenBank genome assembly. NCBI's taxonomy places the organism in Eukaryota, Dinophyceae, Suessiales, Symbiodiniaceae.